UUUUUUAUUAAUCAUUCCGUAUGUAACUCUAAGGUUCGCGGGAACGGUAGAGAAUUGUUUCAACGUGAUGCUUCUGAUUCAAAUGCUCGGUUGCAUCGUUCAACUAUGUUUCCAGUCUUUUCAAGCCAUCAUGGUACGAAAAAAGUCAUACGUCCUUCUCUAAAUUUAUAUUCAUUUGGAGAGGAAGCAAAGCGAUACAUGAUUUUCCAAAUUGCAUUCUUGUGUUUCUAUAUAGUUUGCGUGAUGAUGCAGUUGUACAUAUAUUGUCACGUGGGCGAGAAACUUGCGUUCGAGGUAUCGUUCAUGAAAGAAAAAUUUAGUCGAUGUCUUUCUGAUAAAAAAAUAUGGAUACGUCUGUUUGCCAACAAGUUAAACGUUCGUUCAAUUUUUCAGAGCACGGACAUAGCCAACGCGGCAUACCAUUGCGACUGGUAUAAUUUACGUCCCAAAGACGCGAGAUUAUUGGUAAUCAUUAUGUGCCGAGCGAGAGCAUCACCGUUGAAACUUACAGCUGGCAAAUUUUGUUGGUUCACCGUAACAUUAUACACCCACGUGAGUGAAACGACAUUUCAACGGCAACAUACGAAUGAAAAUUACGGUUGGAACCGUUACACGAUGAAGUUCGCGGGUAUCUGGCCGGAAGAGAGGAAAUGGAAAAGAUUUUCGAGUUACGUCAUCCUGUUACCAUUUCUCACGAUGCUGUGUUUCGCGUGUGCUCCACAAACUAUUAAUCUGCCCCUCAUCGCACAUGACCUGAAUCUGGUGGUCGAGAAUUUAUCGAUGGCUAACAUGACCAUUACCAUUUCGCUUCAUUUUCUCUAUUUGCAAGCAUUGAAGUCUCUGUUGAAGUGCAUGGCCAAAGAUUGGGCGAUAGCGGAGACGCAAACCGAACGAGAAACAAUGGUGAACAAUGCGAGAAUCGCUAAAAAGAUAACGACAAGAUGCACGAUAAUGUGCCAAUUCAUACUCGUCUGUUACGUGACCCUACGAUUAUGUUCUAAUAAUGAGAACAAAUUGCUCUUCCGUGGCUAUUUCCCCUAUAAUAUAAGCAUUAGCCCAAACUACGAACUGACAGCGAUCGGUCAAGUCAUAGCUGCUACAUAUGCAUCUAUCGCGUAUACAUCUGUGGAUACUUUUAUCGCUAUGCUGGUUUUACAUGCUUGUGGACAGCUUUCGAAUCUAAAGGAUGAUUUAAGGAACAUUCACUUGCACGAUAAGAGCGAUUUACAGACGAAGUUGAAGAAAAUUGUUCAAAAACAUGGUCAUAUUAAUAGGUUCGCGGAAACGAUAGAGAAUUGUUUCAACGUGAUGCUUCUGAUUCAAAUGCUCGGUUGCACCAUUCAACUAUGCUUCCAAUCUUUCCAAGCUAUCAUGUCAUUUGGAGAGGAAGCAGAGCGAUACAUGAUUUUCCAAAUUGCAUUCUUGUGUAUCUAUAUAGUUUACGUGAUGAUGCAAUUGUAUCUAUAUUGUUAUGUGGGCGAGAAACUCACGGUUGAGAGUACAGAUAUAGCUGACACAGCGUACAAUUGCGAGUGGUACAAUUUACCUCCUAAGGAUGCAGGAUUACUCAUAAUCAUCAUGUGCCGAGCUACGUCAUCACCGUUAAAACUUACGGCAGGCAAAUUUUGUUGCUUCACUAAGAUGAUGUUGAACGCGAAGAUUUUAAUUAUGGCCUUGGUGAUUUACGGAGUUAUUGCUAGAAACACGGAUGGCAAUGUAGAUUUUCUUAAGGAAACGAGUAAUAAAAAGCAUGGGGGUUCUAUGUUGAUGGAAAUAGCGAAGGAGCUUGUGCAAAGAUCUUCGACUAGUAGUCAGGUAUUGAAUCUAAAUUUAUCAAAUUUGCUAUUACUUUUGGUAUUGAAAGCAGUUGUGUUUGGAGCAAGAUAUUUGGGCCAUCAUGACAAAGGCCGUGAAUUAGAAGAAGAAAAUAUGGUAUCCGAGGGAGAAGUUACAUUGGCAUUAGGGUAUUUAAUGGGAGAUACUUGUCUAUAUAGAGCAGCUUGUGAAGAACCUUAUGUUGCGAAGGAAUACCUAGGAGCCGCAGAAAUGAUCAUGCAAACGAUGAAAUUGUUGUCCCAGGGUUCGUCAAUUAAAGGAAACUACGAGCAAACAAUGGCAGAAUUACAGAAAGCUAUCGAAUAUGGCAUUACAGAUGGCUGUCCGCCUCAAUAUACUUGCAAGAAAGAGAAUAUUAAGAAUUUCUUGAGAGAAGAGAAGAAAUAAUUGCGGAAAUAUAUACCCUUAAUUAAGUUGUAAUAUUCUGGAAGAAUUUAUAGCAUGUUGAAUAUUUGUAGAAAUGAAU
This is a messenger RNA of Heterotrigona itama, 2302 nucleotides long. The record is from the annotation of a GenBank genome assembly. NCBI's taxonomy places the organism in Eukaryota, Metazoa, Arthropoda, Insecta, Hymenoptera, Apidae.